AGCAUCUGUUCUCAACUCGACAGAUUCUGUUUUUGAGAGGUGAUGUGCAGUCCACGCCCCUGGAGCUGACAGCAGCUCCAUGCCCGCUCCGUGUGGCCGCGGCCGGGGAUACAGGAAGGCAGGCGGACAGAGAAGGAGGGGGCCGGCGCACAUCAUGAUCCCAAAGAUCCCCGCUUGAGAGACAACCGCUCGGAUCCUGAAGUCUGGAUCUCACCGAAGAGAAGGCAUCAUGAUUCCUAUGAUGGAAUUCCGACAGUUCUCUGAACAGCAGCCAGCGUUCAGAGUCCUGAAGCCAUGGUGGGAUGUGUUCACUGACUACCUGUCUGUUAUCAUGCUCAUGAUUGGUGUGUUUGGAUGCACCCUUCAGGUAAUGCAAGACAAAAUCAUAUGCCUUCCUCAGAGAAUAACGUCGCCAUCGGAUAACACAAGUGUGGAACUGAAGUCACUGGUACACCUGCAAUCCAACAUUUCAGCUGUACCCAGAGAAAUGAGAGGCCUGAAAACUGAUCUGGAUCUUCAGCAAUACAGUUUCAUCAAUCAGAUGUGUUAUGAGAAGGCUCUUCACUGGUAUGCCAAGUAUUUUCCCUAUUUGGUUCUCAUACACACUGUUGUGUUCAUGGUGUGUAGUAACUUCUGGUUCAAAUUCCCUGGCUCGAGCUCAAAAAUAGAGCAUUUCAUCUCCAUGCUUGGCAAGUGCUUUGAUUCUCCGUGGACCACGCGAGCUUUGUCUGAGGUGUCCGGAGAAAAUCCUGAAGAGAAGGACACUAAAAAGACCAGUACUUCUAGGUCCACCAUCACUGUGUCUCCUGGAGAAGAAGGUUCGGAAAAGACACAGUCCCUCCGGUCUAUCCCAGAAAAGAUUGUUGUUGAAAAGCCAUCUGCAAGUGUUCUUGAUAAAAAAGAGGGUGAACAAGCUAAGGCUCUUUUUGAAAAGGUAAAGAAAUUCCGUUUGCACGUGGAAGAGGGAGACAUUCUCUAUGUUAUGUAUGUUCGUCAGACAGUGGUCAAGGUGUUCAAAUUCCUCUUAAUCAUUGCCUAUAACAGUUCUCUGGUGAAUAAAGUGCGGAACAGAGUACGUUGUGAAGUUGAGAUCCAGGACAUGACAGGCUACAAAGAGUUUGAAUGUAAUCACACUAUGGCUCAUCUGUUUUCUAAGCUUUCCUACUGUUACCUGUGUUUAGUGGCUGUCUAUGGAUUAACAAGCCUUUACACCUCCUACUGGCUGUUUUACCGCUCACUGAAGGAAUACUCCUUUGAAUAUGUGCGACAGGAAACAGGCAUCAAUGACAUCCCGGAUGUGAAGAACGACUUUGCUUUCAUGCUCCAUAUGAUUGAUCAGUAUGACCCACUGUACUCUAAAAGAUUUGCAGUUUUUUUAUCUGAGGUCAGUGAGAACAAAUUGAAACAGCUCAACCUCAACCAUGAAUGGACUGCAGAGAAACUGCGUCAGAGACUCCAGACUAAUGCCAACAACAGACUGGAACUUCAGCUGUUCAUGCUCCCUGGGUUACCUGACACUGUCUUUGAGUUGACAGAGCUGCAGUCACUCAAGCUUGAGAUCAUCAACAAUGUCACCGUACCUGCCUCGAUCUCUCAGCUGGAAGACCUACAGGAGCUGUCUCUUUACCAAUGCUCUUUAAAGUUGCACACAACAGCUACCUCCUUCCUCAAAGAAAACCUGAAAGUGCUUCGUGUGAAGUUCGAUGAUAACAGGGAACUUCCACACUGGAUGUAUUGCCUGCGCAACUUAGAGGAGCUCUUUCUUACUGGAUCACUCAGCCCCGAUGCCUCGAAGAAUAUAGUUCUUGAGUCGCUGCGGGAGAUGAAGGGUUUGAAAACUCUUUCCCUUAAAAGUAAUUUGACCAAGAUUCCUCAGUCCAUAGUGGAUGUUUCCAGCCAUCUGCAGCGACUGUACUUACACAAUGAUGGCACAAAGCUGGUAAUGCUCAACAACCUGAAAAAGAUGACCAAUCUGAUCGAGCUGGAGCUAGUCCGUUGUGAUCUGGAACGCAUCCCACACGCAGUCUUCAGCCUCACCAUUCUGCAAGAGCUCGAUCUGAAAGAGAAUAACAUCCGCUCCAUAGAGGAGAUUAUCAGUUUCCAGCAUCUGAGGAAACUCACUUGCCUUAAACUUUGGUACAACGGCAUCAUGUACAUCCCUGAGCAUAUCAAAAAGCUCGGCAGCCUAGAGCGCCUCUACUUCAGCUACAACAAGAUCGAGAUAUUGCCUUCGCACUUGUUCUUGUGCAACAAGCUGCGGCACCUGGACCUGUCCAACAACGACAUCCGAUUCAUCCCUCCAGAAAUUGGAGUCCUUCAGAGUCUACAGUAUUUCUCAGUCACAUAUAACAAAAUCGAAAAUCUACCAGAUGAGCUCUUCUUUUGCAAAAAGCUAAAAACUCUAAAGCUAGGAAAGAACUCGCUGUCUAUACUUUCACCCAAAAUUUCCUACCUAGCACUACUGACAUGUCUGGAUCUCAAAGGCAACCACUUUGAGUACCUGCCACAAGAGCUUGGUUACUGUCGUGCUUUGAAGCGCAGUGGCCUAAUAGUGGAAGAGGCAGUGUUUGAAACUCUGCCUUCAGAUAUCAGGGACCAAAUGAAGGCUGAGUGAGAUGCCUUAUUGUAGCCACAGUGCCUGCUGUUGGGUCUGUCAACCAACUCAGAACCCUUCUUUUGUAUUAACUCAUAACUAUACUCAAGUGAACUAUACUAAAGU
Paralichthys olivaceus (Japanese flounder) is the source of this 2719-nucleotide messenger RNA. RefSeq names its product leucine rich repeat containing 8 VRAC subunit C (gene lrrc8c). Lineage: Eukaryota; Metazoa; Chordata; Actinopteri; Pleuronectiformes; Paralichthyidae. Gene Ontology annotation, molecular function: protein binding. The record is from RefSeq and is a predicted model, not a curated record.